AUGGCGGUCGAUACCAGCUACCUGACCACCCAGGUCAACAACAUUGUCUCUCAGCUUCAUGGCAUCUUCGAUGAGAUUGGUAUUCCUGGCCAUGAGCGCGACUCCCGUGAAGCAGAGCUCUUCAACGCAUUGUCGGAGACUUUAAAUAAUCAUCUCAAGCUUGUGGAUGAUGAGAAAAAUGAGAUGACACAAGAAGCACACCAGCUCAUUACCGCCAUUAAACAAAUGGAAGAGUCGUUAGUAGAUGAGAAAGCCAACGGCCAGUACAACCUGGACCACAAUGACUUGCGCAUCUCCUACCCACUGAAUCGCUGUCUUAAUUUCCUGCGCGAGAAACAUUCCGCGCUCAGUAAACUGCAUCGCGAACGCUUUGAACAGGUUAAGAAGCUCGUCGAAGCCCUUGAAUCAUAUUCGUCUCAUCUUGAGCCUUCCUUCGUCAGCAUCGACCUUCCCCCCACCGCACCAGGCUCUUCGAUUGCUCCCAGCUUCGACCUCUCCCCGUCAUACGUCACGGCGCUAGACAACGAAUUCACACGAGUCUACGAAGAAUACCACCGACGGCUCGAAUUCGUCCAGAGCACCUGCGAGGAGAUUAUCAAGCUCUGGGCUGAGCUUGGAACUCCCCAGGUGCAGACCGACUCCAACAUCGUUAAGAACUACCGCGAGUCCCCUGAACAGCUGGGCCUCCAUGAAUCCGACUUGGCUAGCCUGGUAGGAAAGCGGGAGAAGUUGCUGGAGGAGAAGCGCGGCCGCGAGCGCAAGUUGAAGGAGCUCCGGAAUGCGGUGGAGAGUCUCUGGGAACGCUUUGGGGUGGAGGAAGGUGAUCGAAAGGCAUUCCUCGCCGCCAACCGUGGUUGUGGCCUCCGAACUAUCAACGAAUUCGAAGAAGAGCUGGCACGCCUGAACGAAUUGAAGAGGCAAAACCUGCACCUCUUCGUGGAGGAUGCCCGCUGCCGCCUCCAGGAACUUUGGGAUAGUCUGUAUUUCUCCGAAGAGGAGAUGCUCGACUUUACCCCAGCAUUCUCCGAUGUUUACAGUGACGCCCUGCUCGAAGCCCACGAAGGCGAGAUUGCGCGUCUCGAGGCCUUGAAGGAGCAGCGCGCACCCACCCUUAGUCUUAUUGAUAGACACCGCAGUCUUCUUUCGGAACGUGAAGCGUUGGCCAUCUCCAGCCAGGAUGCAUCUCGUCUCAUGGCCCGUGGAAACAGGGGGGAGAGACGGGAUCCUGGUAAACUCCUAAGAGAGGAAAAGAUGCGCAAGAGAAUUGCAAAAGAGCUGCCCAAAGUGGAGGCUGACUUGCGGAAGGAAUUGGAACGGUGGGAAGAGGAGUACGGGCGACCCUUCCUCGUCCACGGCGAGAGAUAUCUCGAUGAACUCGCCCCGGUCGUCACCAAGCCUCCGCCUCGUUCAAAGACACCCUCCGCUCCUCCCAGCAGCACGCGCGGCUCUGUCAGGUCCCAGGCCUCUUCGCGUCCUGGCAGUGUGAUGAGAGGACCUCCACCACCGCGCUCGGCUACUAAGACGCCAACAGCAGCUGGAUCGACCAAAUAUAACACGAUUGGACCUUCCAGAGGGGGAGCAAAGUCGCCUACCAAAAUCCCAGCCCGUGUCCCUCUGAGUAACAUGCCGCAUGGCAACAAUUCACCUGACCGUCGUGGGACCCCUGGGGCUUACUCUUCGAACACUAUGAGCGGAAAGAUCCCCGGCUCUCGCGCACCACCUCCGAGAAUGCGCGCAUUGACGGGUGGAGAGAACCGAGACGAGCGUGGAAGCUACAACUUUGAACCCCCGCGGUGUGCUAGUGCUCUCUCCAAUGCGUUUGUCCGCCCCGUUAGUCCGGAAGAUGUCUACGACGACCGCAACCAACGCUCUUUCAUGAGCUCAUCCAUCUUCUCCCAGAGAUCUGCUGGAUUUUCCCAAUCGUCACAUUCGUCCGCCUCCUCGUUGUCUUUGAACUCUUCGAUACAAGCCUUCCCCCGACCGAACCCCUACCUGCAGCGCCCUGCUCCACCUCCAGCACCUCGGCAAGUGUCCAAUUCCUCGACCGUCACCACCACGAAUUCGGGCUCAGAGAACUGGGAGACGUUCGACGAUGCGUCCGAGUCUGAAGCAGAUGCCAGUGAAGUCUAUUACGCCAAGCUCUCUGCUGCUCAUGGCAAGAGAAUAGCCCCCGAGGACAACCAGCCGAUUUCCCUGGGUGGAAAGAAGGCCAAGGGUAUCCGCAGCGUCAGCCCUGAUGAGCCCGCCGUCCACCAGCAUGGACAGAUGCUGCGUAUUCGCGGCAGUGAUGCAGAGUGGACGGAUGACAUGGAGGCUUAUUAG
Molecule: messenger RNA, 2322 nt
Organism: Aspergillus terreus NIH2624
Lineage: Eukaryota; Fungi; Ascomycota; Eurotiomycetes; Eurotiales; Aspergillaceae
Product: putative microtubule associated protein (Ase1)
Exons: 4
Coding region: 1-2322 (773 amino acids)
Biological process (GO): mitotic spindle midzone assembly; microtubule cytoskeleton organization
Cellular component (GO): spindle; mitotic spindle midzone; cytoplasm
Molecular function (GO): microtubule binding
Source: RefSeq, a predicted model, not a curated record